Candidozyma haemuli is the source of this 312-nucleotide messenger RNA. RefSeq lists its product as uncharacterized. The transcript has a single exon. Bases 1 to 312 code for a protein of 103 amino acids. NCBI's taxonomy places the organism in Eukaryota, Fungi, Ascomycota, Pichiomycetes, Serinales, Metschnikowiaceae. The record is from RefSeq and is a predicted model, not a curated record. Gene Ontology annotation, cellular component: preribosome, large subunit precursor.
AUGGCCAAGUCGUUGAGAAGCAAGUCCAAGUUGAGGGCCAAGUCCAUCAAGAGAAAGGGCGAGUUUGCCAACUAUGCCAACGAGAGAACCGCUCGUCUUGCUGCUAAAGCUAAGGCUUUUGAAGAAAAACAGAAGAAUCAGAAGGACGAGGAUGCUAUGGAAGAAGAGCAGGAAGAGAAGCCCGAGGGAGAGGCUGAAGGUGAAUCCAAGCCUGAAACUGAAUCUUUGAAGAACGUCAAGACUUCUGGUUUGAAGAACACCAGUAGGAUCAGAAAGAGAGGUUUGAAGAAGAGAGGCCACACGAAGUUCUAA